Messenger RNA from Cercocebus atys (sooty mangabey), 2990 nucleotides. Its product is annotated as neuroblastoma breakpoint family member 4-like. NCBI's taxonomy places the organism in Eukaryota, Metazoa, Chordata, Mammalia, Primates, Cercopithecidae. The record is from RefSeq and is a predicted model, not a curated record. The transcript has 14 exons.
CUACCUCUACCUUGACGAUUUUAUACACACAAGGGAUGAGCAAUGAGGAAUAGGCUUAGAUGUAUUGGGAAAGAGGUGGGCCUAUAGCAUUGUCACAAGGGUGCACUAACACUGAGAGUGACUGCUGAAGAAAUGGUCCCCAUCAGUGACCCUCAGGUGAGACCAGGGCCCUAGUGUUUCAGCACAUCCUGGGCAAUUGGAAUACAGGGCUCCUAAGAUUCCAUGACACCCCCACCUUCUAAUUCUGUUAUUGCAACUGCAGACCGUUACCUGGCACGCUGGCUGCUACCUCCCUCACUCUUGUCAGAGUCGGAGCUAUAGGCAGUGCAUUCAGCUCUGAGCUCAGGCAUCCUGGACCCUGUUUUUGCGGUUAAGGACUCUAAAGUGUUGUGGGUGUUGAUCAAGUUUCUCUCAACUGUAAGUUAACAAUUCCAGUUAUUGUCAUCGCUCAGUCCUGAUUAAACCUAACUGAUUUCACUAGUUUUUGACACAUCAUGUGUUUGGGUUUCUUCCCCCCAGUCCCUGGCGCUACCUUUUCUGCCACAAACGUCAGCAUGGUGGUAUCUGCCGACCCUUUGUCCGGCAAGAGGGCAGAGAUGAACAUCCUAGAAAUCAACAAGGAAUUGCGCACCCAGCUGGCAGAGAGCAAUCAGCAGUUCCGAGACCUCAAAGAGAAAUUCCUUAUAACUCAAGCUACUGCCUACUCCCUGGCCAACCAGCUAAAGAAAUACAAAUGCGAAGAGUACAAGGACAUCAUAGACUCUGUGCUGAGGGAUGAACAGCAAUUCACGGAGAAGCUGGCAGAGAAGCUCAGACAAGCUGAGGAGCUCGGGCAAUAUAAAGCCCUGGUUCACUCUCAGGCACGAGAGCUGACCCAGUUACGGGAGAAGUUACAGGAAGGGAGAGAUGCCUCCCGCUCACUGAAUCAGCAUUUCAAGGCCCUCCUCGCUCCUGAUGACCUUGACAAGUUCCAGGGUCAGGACCUCCGAGAGCAGCUGGCUGAGGGGCGCCGGCUGGCAGAGCGCCUUCUCCACAAGCUCAGUCCAGAGAAUGAUGAAGAUGAGGGUGAAGAUGAGAAAGAUGAGGAGGUUGAGAAAGUACAGGAAUCACCUGCCCCCAGGGAGGUGCAGAUGGCUGAAGGAAAGGAAGUCCCUCAGGACUCACUGGAGGAAUGUGCUGUCACUUGUUCAAAUAGUCACGACCCAUCUGACUCCAACCAGCCUCACAGGAGCACCAAAAUCACAUCUGAGGAAGACAAAGUCGACUCUGCUCUGGUUGUACAGAAUGAACCCUCUCAUGAUGAAGAGAAGGAAGCUCUAAACAUUCUCCCAGAAAAUCAAAAUGAUCGUCAGGAAGAACAGGGGAAUGUGCCAGUGCCCCCCAGACACCAUGAUAUAUCCUACUCUUACCUGCAUCAUGAAGUCACUUUCUUGGCACUGGAUGAAGAGAAAGUUUGCUCUGCUCAGGAUGUUGCCAGGGAUUACUCCAAUUCCAAAUGGGAUGAAGCCCCACUUAGCUUCCUAGAAAAGCAAAAUAAUCUUGAAGAGGUGAAAGGAAAAGAAACAGUUGAUCCCAGGCUCAGCAGGGGACCACUGAGGGUGGACAAGCAUGAAGUCCCUCAGGAGUCACUGGAUGGAUGUUGCUUGACUCCUUCCAUCCUUCCUGAACUACCUCACUCCUACCGCCCUUAUGGGAGCACUUCGUACUGUUUUGAAGAAAAGCAAGUCAGCUUGGCUCUUGUAGACAAAAUUGAAAAGGAUCAAGAGGAGCUAGAAGAUCAAGACCCGCCGUGCCCCAGGUUGAUCCAGGAUCUGCCAGAGGUGAAGGAGCAGGAAAUGCCAGAGGACUCCGUGGAUGAAGUUUACUUGACUCCUUUAGUUCACCGUGACCUAUCUGACUGCCACCAGCCUUAUAGCAGCAGCACCUUGUCCUCAUUGGAGGAUCAACUUGCCUGCUCUGCUCUGGAUACAGCCUCUCCCACCAAGAGGGCCUGUCCCCAAGGGACUUGGAGUGCAGACUUGAGCCACCACCUCUCAGAGGUGCAGGCUUCACAGGCACAGCUGGAGCCAAGCACCCUGGUGCCCAAAUCUCUGCGACUACAGCUGGAUCAAGGGAAUGGCUUGGCCAGGCGGGGCCUUUCCUCUACCACUUGCAGCUUCUCAGCCAAUGCUGAUUCUGGGAACCAACGGCCCUUCCAAGAGCUGGUUUUAGAGCCCUCCCUGGGGAUGAAGAACCCUCCCCAGCUGGAUGAUGAUGCACUUAAAGGCUCAGGAGACAACACACAAGGGCGUCAAGUCAUUGGCCAGAUUCACGCCUCCAGUGUCCUGAAACCAAAGAUCAUCAAAAGAAAAUUCUCAUUCAGCAAGUGGAGACUGGCAUGCAGAUUCCCUGGCCUGCAAGCUUAGGGUGCAGAGAUACCAAAUACUGCUGGAAGGAUGCAAAGGGUGAAAGGAUGUCACAAAAAGUAGCUUUUACACUUGAUGAAAACAACUAGAACAGCAAAGAAAGUUCAAAUCCAAACACAAUACUGCAGGGGUCCUUCACUGAGGAUUGAAUUUUAGACACAGAAUACUCUUGAUUAUUUCAACCCACUAUGCUCCUUUGAUUUGAGAAGCCACAGUCCAUCCCCCUCCAAUUGUGAUCAAUGCCUAGGGAGACCAAUGACCAGAUGGACAAACAACAUUCACAGGCCUUAGCCCUGCUCCUCUCAAUUCCCAUCGUGUAGAGAACAGGAGUCAGGAGCUGCUGGCAGGAGACUGCAUGUCAGCCGGGACUCUGCCAGGGCAGAGUAUGAACAAUGCCAUGUUCUUGCUGAAAACGCUUAGCCUGAGUUUCACAGGAGGUAACCCUCAGACAACUGCAGAAUGUAGAACACUGAACAGGACAACUGACCUGUCCCCUUCAAACAGUCCAUGUCACCACCAAGAACACAACAAAAAGGAGAAGAGACAUUUUGGGCUCAAAAAGACUAAAAAGACUAUGUAGUUUGU